Molecule: messenger RNA, 627 nt
Organism: Pochonia chlamydosporia 170
Lineage: Eukaryota; Fungi; Ascomycota; Sordariomycetes; Hypocreales; Clavicipitaceae
Product: amidotransferase domain-containing protein
Exons: 3
Coding region: 1-627 (208 amino acids)
Source: RefSeq, a predicted model, not a curated record
AUGGGCAACGUCACUGAACUCCUCGACAUAGCACCAGUAGACCUCUUCCACGGCCUAAGCAAGUCCUUCACCGCAGACAUGCCCGACGUCUUAUUCUCCGCAGCCAUGAAAUCCCAAGCAAUGGACAUGGAAUUCAUAUGGGUUUCUGAAAAAGGACCUCCCGGCCAGAAUAGCCUCACUUCCGGCCUCAACAUAACACCAACUCACUCCUUUGCAAACUGCCCACCCCUGGAUAUAGCGCUUAUCGGCGCUCACAAGGUCGGCUACGAACCGUCCGAAACAGAACUCGCCUUCGUCCGCCAGACAUACGACUCCUGCACGGCAUUCAUCACCGUCUGCGGCGGCGUGGAAGUACCCCUUCGUGCGGGUCUACUCUCCGGAAAGAGGGCCACGGGACCGCGAUUUAUACUGGAGAUGUUGAGGGAGAAGGCGCCGGAUGUGAAGUGGGUUGAGAAGCGGUGGGUGCGAGAUGGUAAGCUUUGGACUAGUGGUGCCUUGUUGAAUGGGUUGGAUUUGGGGACGGCGUUUGUGGAGGAGUUUUGGGGGGAUAGAAGGGAGUUGCUUGGGUUUUUGGUCAACGGAGGGAGUUGGGUUGGCAGAGAGGUGGAUUAUACGGAUGGGAGGUAG